AUGAUAUCUAUCGCUGUCCGCACUCGAUCACCGGCAUCGCGGCCGGCUGCCCACCUUGCUCGGGCAUCCAUCGUGGUGGCCAGCUCUCGGUGUAGUAUCAUUCCCAUCCCGAGAACUGGUUACUGUGCGGCCACGUCCACUGAACAAGGCCACCUCACUGCCUCGACACGGCUCUUCUCGACGACAGCCGUAUCUAGGCUUCGCGAUUUCUUCCCCGCCAGCGACACGCCUCAUAUCCAAAAGACAAAGGCCGCCUGGCCGCAUCAUGGCUACACCAUGGACGAGAUGGCAGCGGUGGUGCCAGCGCACCGAGCACCUCGAACUGUCGGCGACUGGGUGGCCUGGAAGAUUGUGCGUUUUGCACGCUACUGGAUGGACCUGGCCACGGGCAUGGACCGCAAGCAGCAGGUUGACAAGAAGAAUCCGACGACGGCCGUCGAGGCCGAGAAGCCGUUGACAGAAGCGCAGUGGCUCAUUCGAUUCGUCUUCCUGGAAAGUAUCGCCGGCGUACCAGGUAUGGUUGGCGGCAUGCUGCGUCACCUCAACAGCCUGCGACGAAUGAAGCGAGACAAUGGCUGGAUCGAGACGCUACUCGAGGAGAGCUACAACGAGCGCAUGCAUCUCUUGACAUUCAUGAAGAUGUGUGAGCCUGGCUGGUUCAUGAAGCUGAUGAUCAUCGGUGCCCAAGGCGUCUUCUUCAACAGCAUCUUCAUCGUCUACCUUAUUCGGCCGAAGAUCGUCCACCGAUUCGUUGGUUACCUCGAGGAGGAAGCAGUACAUACCUACACCAGAGCCAUCUACGAAAUCGAGCAAGGCCAUCUUCCUCGGUGGUCGGACCCCAAGUUUCGCAUCCCCGACAUUGCUGUGGAGUAUUGGAACAUGCCUGAGGACCACCGCACCAUGAAGGAUCUCAUUCUCUACAUCCGAGCUGAUGAGGCCGGUCACCGCGGCGUCAACCAUACGCUCGGAAACCUGAACCAAAGCGAAGACCCGAACCCCUUCGUCAGCACGUUCAAGGAUCGCGACGUGCCCAAGCCGAGCUUGAAGCCCGCAGGAUAUGAGCGUUCCGAGGUCAUCUAA
Drechmeria coniospora is the source of this 1080-nucleotide messenger RNA. Its product is annotated as Alternative oxidase. Gene Ontology annotation, molecular function: alternative oxidase activity. The coding region runs from base 1 to 1080 and encodes 359 amino acids. Lineage: Eukaryota; Fungi; Ascomycota; Sordariomycetes; Hypocreales; Ophiocordycipitaceae. Gene Ontology annotation, cellular component: mitochondrion. Gene Ontology annotation, biological process: alternative respiration. The transcript is spliced from 3 exons. The record is from RefSeq and is a predicted model, not a curated record.